Molecule: messenger RNA, 5882 nt
Organism: Melopsittacus undulatus (budgerigar)
Lineage: Eukaryota; Metazoa; Chordata; Aves; Psittaciformes; Psittaculidae
Gene: ANKRD13C
Product: ankyrin repeat domain 13C
Exons: 13
Coding region: 204-1751 (515 amino acids)
Biological process (GO): protein retention in ER lumen
Cellular component (GO): cytoplasm
Molecular function (GO): signaling receptor binding
Source: RefSeq, a predicted model, not a curated record
GCGCAAGUCUCGCCUCGUGCUGAGCUUCUCGCGGGAUCAAGCUACCAAGAUGGCGGCGGCGCCGGGCUGCUGAGCGGGCCCCUGCGGCCGGGGGAUGCGGCCGGGACCGGGCUUGCCGCCGCGGCUCUGAGCGCACCGACACCGGCCCAGCUGCGGACAGCCUGCCUGGCGGGGCCCCGCCGCUGGUGGGGCGGCCGCUGGCGAUGACCGGAGAGAAGCUGCGCUCGCUGCGCAGGGACCAUAAGCCCAGUAAGGAGGACGGGGACCUGCUGGCGCCAGGCGAAGAGGAGGCGGCCGCCGCUCCCGGGGGCAUCUUCACCGGCGGCCGCGGGAGCAGUGGGAAGGGCGGCCGGGCCGGCGGCCACCGCAUCUUCAGCAACCACCACCACCGGCUGCCAUUGAAGGGGGGCCCGGCAGCCGGCGGGACGGGCCCCUCUGCCGAGCCCGACAAGUGCCCGGCGCACUUCCCGGUGCAUGAGUGUGUCUUCAAGGGGGACGUGAGGCGGCUCUCGGCCCUCAUCCGCACGCAGGGCAUCGGGCAGAAGGACAGUCACGGAAACACUCCGUUACAUCUUGCUGUGAUGCUGGGACAUAAAGAAUGUGCCCACUUGCUAUUAGCCCAUAAUGCUCCAGUAAAGGUGAAAAAUGCUCAGGGAUGGAGCCCUCUUGCAGAAGCCAUCAGCUAUGGAGACAGACAAAUGAUUUCAGCACUCCUAAGGAAGCUCAAACAGCAGUCCAGGGAAAGUGUUGAAGAAAAGCGACCUCGAUUAUUAAAAGCCCUGAAAGAGCUAGGUGACUUCUAUCUAGAGCUUCACUGGGAUUUUCAAAGUUGGGUGCCUUUACUUUCCCGAAUUCUGCCUUCUGAUGCAUGUAAAAUACACAAACAAGGUAUAAAUAUCAGGCUGGACACAACUCUCAUAGACUUUACCGACAUGAAGUGCCAACGAGGGGAUUUAAGCUUCAUUUUUAAUGGUGAUGCCGCACCCUCUGAAUCUUUUGUAGUUUUAGACAAUGAACAAAAAGUUUACCAGCGAAUACAUCACGAGGAAUCUGAGAUGGAAACAGAAGAGGAGGUUGACAUUUUGAUGAGCAGUGAUAUUUACUCAGCAACGUUAUCAACCAAAUCCAUCACCUUCACACGUGCCCAAACGGGAUGGCUGUUUCGAGAAGACAAAACGGAAAGAGUAGGAAACUUUUUGGCAGAUUUCUACUUGGUUAAUGGACUUGUAUUGGAGUCAAGGAAAAGAAGAGAACAUCUCAGUGAGGAGGAUAUUCUUCGAAAUAAAGCUAUCAUGGAGAGCCUCAGUAAAGGUGGCAACUUAAUGGAGCAAAAUUUUGAGCCUGUCAGACGGCAGUCCCUCACUCCUCCAUCACCCAAUACAAUUACAUGGGAAGAGUACAUAUCUGCUGAAAAUGGAAAAGCUCCUCAUCUGGGUAGAGAGCUGGUGUGCAAAGAAAGCAAGAAAACCUUUAAAGCCACAAUAGCUAUGAGCCAGGAAUUUCCCUUAGGAAUUGAAUCAUUGUUGAAUGUUUUAGAAGUAAUUGCACCCUUCAAGCACUUUAACAAACUUAGGGAAUUUGUUCAAAUGAAGCUUCCACCAGGCUUUCCUGUGAAAUUAGAUAUUCCUGUAUUUCCCACCAUCACAGCCACUGUGACUUUUCAGGAGUUCCGUUACGAUGAAUUUGAUGAAUCCAUCUUCACUAUUCCUGAUGACUACAAGGAGGACCCCAGCCGUUUCCCUGAUCUCUAACUAAACUGGAAGGUGAAUGGGGAACAUACCAAUACCAGCGUACCACAGUGAAAGCAAAAGGCUGCAAAAAGAGCCCACAGAUAGAGCUAGAAAAAGUGGGUUGUGAAGGAAGGAAUAAGCUUAAUAACACAGAAGAAAAGGGAACAUGUAUCAAAUGACUGAUGUACUGUACUCACUAUAAUGGGCGUCUAAUGUAGUUCCUGAUUUCCAGCAAGUCUCCUGAUGUGUCGUUCACACUUGUCUCGGCGCAGGUCUGCAGCGUGGCGGUGCCACCCCGAUGGCCCUGGGGUCACUGAGCAGCUGUGAGGACUAUCAUUUGUUUUUAAAUUUUAUACAUUUCUUGGUGAUACAAAAAGCACUCUCGGACCAUUAGCGUACAGGUUGACAUGUCUUAGCUGGAUAUUAUCCCUAUGCAUCAUCCCACCGUGCUUAUGAUUGACCAUAUUGUAUUCUUUCAAGCUUUGUUUUCAUGGAUUGUAAACUACAUAUCACAAUGUAUAGUUCAGUAAUCUGAAUGUUAGCUGAACGUAUAUUAGAAGGAAUGCUUUUUCUGUAGAGGAAUGAACCAAAUGGUAACCAUUAAACAGUUGGGUUUUCACACUGCAAUACACUUCAGAGAUAGCAUUUGCUCUGCAGGGAAUAAGGUACCUCCUCUAGCACCUUAGUGCAGUCCAUUCUGGUGCUAUCAGUGUCUCUGAACCCUUUGUUUCUUCACUGACCCUUCUUGUGUUGGCUUCAUGCUCAGCUUUUCUUCAUCACGCUGGCUUGGACAUCCCUGCUGUGCCCAUGGUGCUGUGCUGAUGAACAUGCUUGGGGGGUUGUUAGCUAGAGAUUGUCGCCUUUUUCCUUCUCUUUUCACAUCCACGUAGGAGACUUGCUCAAUAAUGGUUUAGGUCAUCUCGUGUCUGUUCAGCGGCCACUCAGAACCAUGGGGUGCAUAGAAAGAGUUAUUAAAACAGUACACUUGAGCAUUAAACCUUCAUACAAGAAGUUAUUUCUCUUGAGGUUAGUUUAAUUGUAGUGCACAUUGAAUAGAGCUCACAUUGGAAGACUUCAUUUGCAGAUGCUUAGGAUGUUUCCAGGUUUAAUUUCCUUCCUCUUACUAUUUUGUAGGUAGGUGCUUCAGUACUCUGGCCUCUUGAGCUUAUUCUCAUUCCAAGUGGUUCCAGUCUCUUAAUUUGACAAUAAUCCAGCUUUUUCAGUUUGUUAGAAAGAACUUGUGCAAAAGGCUAAUGGUGCUAUUUGUUUGUAUUGAGACAUUUAAAGUGCUGUGGUGUAAUUGUACAAAACUGUAAAUAUUUCCAAAAUUAUAUUCUUUGUGCACUGUAGUUAAAACUUUUUUCUGGAAAUCAUAGAGUCAAAUAUCAAACUUCAUAACAGAGAGCUCCAGCCAUGCUUAGUAGAGGUACCCAACCUAACUAACCAUGCAGGUCAUGAGUGGAGGUGACUUACUGCAGGGCAAUAGGAGCUGGCUUGUGAGGUGCAUCGGCAGCCCAGGGAACACCCAUCCCAAGCAGAUGUUCCUGCAAAGCUUGUGGCCCCAUCUGCAUAGAAUCCAAAGAGGCAGCUCCAGGGAAGUGCAGGAUCCACCUUAGGUGGAAUCCCAGGGAAUUGCUGUCAGGAGAGCACAGAUGAGGUGAGAAUGAGAACAGAGGCUGAGCCUCUUCCAGCAUCACUACAAACCUUCAGGUUGGACGGAUGGGAAACGCUGUGACCGAUGCACGGAAUUCAAAUGGAAAAUAGGGGGAAAAAGCAAAGGGUAAUGCGGGGUUUUAGAACCUCCUGACGUACUGUGCCAGUAGCAGAUGUUGAUCAUUCGGUAGGAAUGAUGGAACUUGUUCUUCCAAGUAAUUAUGAAUUCCUGAGGUGUUCACAUCUGUGCUAUAACCCAGCACCCUCUGAGUGCUCCUGCUGGGCUCAGCAGAGCUCACUGAGAGAGGCCAAGCUGCAAUGUGGAGACUGAGGGACCCUGUCAGGGCUCUGGCAGUGGGGCUGCAGCCUGGGCUCUGCUGCGGCCUCUUGUGCAGGAGCCCCGCGCAGGGCUGUGCUGGGUGCCAGCAGUGGCAGCAGGCACAGGAGCACUGAGCUGCUCUGCAGUGGGAGCAGGCACAGGAGCACUGAGCUGCUCUGCAGUGGCAGCAGGCACAGGAGCACUGAGCUGCUCUGCAGUGGCAGCAGGAGGAGGUUUCUCCAUGAGGUGAAUGUCAGAAAUCCUGUUCUUGGUCUGCAGGGUUGGAACCAGGCAUUUCCUGUUACUGUGGUUGUUCCCAACGGCCACGCAGAGCUCACUGGCAGAGGAGGGAGUGUUCGGAGCUGGGGCUGUUCAGGUGAUGAUGCAGUGACUACCAUGGCCUGGACUCUAGGUUCUCGAAUAAGAACAAAGCUCUUUGUGCAGCCCCAUGAGAGGACGGUUCCAUGUAUGUCCCUUUGCCUCGGGAACACCCCAUGGCCUCAGGUGGAGCAGGAGGUGCCUGACCUGGAGCCCACCGCUGUGUGGGAACAGUUUCUGUGCUUUCCAAGGCCUCUGGCUGCAGGAUUGGGGGUUUUUGACCUUCCCGAUCACACCAUGAACAACUUUGGUACCUUUUCAGGUUUGCAGACACUUUACAGUGGUUGCUCUGUUUGUUAGGGCUCGCUCUGACGUGGAGUGGGAGCAGGCACAGAGCUGGGUGGCUGCAGCCUUUAGGUGAUUACAGUGUGCAUCCCCUGCGGCUGCUUUGCCCCCUGCUGUAACAACCUGACUCCAGGCACGCUGUGUUCAGUGCCUGCUCAGGCCCUGCAGCAGCGCAUGCAGUGAGCCUCGGGCUCUGCCUCUCGGUACCUUUCCUUCUGACUCAGUGAUGUUUUGUGCCUGAAGCAUCCCAGGUGUUGGGUGCAGGGGUGCUCAGGACACGUGUCUGGGGCUGUUGGACCCAUUUCUCCACUUGGAUCUGUUCUGCUUGCUGGGGUUUGUGCUGUUGGAUGAGUGUGUGUUGUCAGUGUGGAUGUGUCUGUGCAUUGGCACUGCGGAUGGGUGAAGAGUGUGGAGAGAACCCCCGUCUACAGCCGUGCUGUGGGCAUUGCCUCCUCCACUUCAUCCCAUCGCCUGCUGGGAUAUCCAAUGGAAAUGUAUUCCCUUGGGCAGUACUGAGCUGGCAAAAGCUCACUUUUGGUUUUCCCCUUUUCCUUAAGACCACGCUGGGUGCUGAGGGAAGGUUUGGUUCCCUGGACAAUGGGUAUUUUCUCAUCACCGCCUGUUGAGGAGCCUGUCAGCUUUAACCUGUUAAUGUGGCUUGUGCAGGGAUUAGGGACUUGUUGCAACCGGAUGCCUGGAAUGGGAGAAGGACCCUGGUGCUUAAAACCACCUUUGUGGAUGCGCUGGUCCUGGUGCCAUCCAGCCUAACACGAGGGCAGAAGGGAACUCACAGGGCUCUGGUGAGCAUCACCCAGCUGAGGUGCAGGGUGGUGCAAGGAGAAGUGAACACAGUGCUGAGUGAUGGCUCUGGAGAUGGAAACCUCCAGCCAGGGCUGGUGGGGACCCACCUGGAGUCCAAGCACUGCUCUGAUCUCACCACUUCCCUGGUGGCUGCAGGGUUUCUCUAUGAGCAAAUACUAAAAACCAGCCGUGUGUUUUGCUAAACAAAUAAGAAAUGAGGGGAAAAGCAUCCCGAGGGCUCUCCCAACCAAACCUUUUCCUGGUCUUCCAAACUUGUGCUUUAAUUGGUGGCAAAGGGAAUGUGUUUUCUUUUUCCUUCCAAGGAGCUGCUGUUCCAGUCACUGUACUCACUUUACUCCUGGUUUGUGUGUGUUGAAACGAUUUGUUCCAAACCCCUCUGGAGAGCUGGGUGCUGGGAUCCUGCUGUGUGGAGCUGAUAUUCCAAGCAAGUGUCUGGGUUUUUUAACUGUCUUUGUUCUUGGUUUGUAGUCCAUCGAGGAGAACUGCGUUAUUUAACCUGUAUUAACAAACCUCCUGUAAUGCUGCAGUUUCACCUUUCUUUUCCUUACAAUUUGUAAUGAUCAUGGAAACAAAUGUCACUUUUUUGCAUUUUACCAGUUGUCCGGGUCCAUGUUUUUAACUUUCCUUCACUAAUCGUAACUUUUGGUUGUAUCAUUUGUUAGAAUAAAGACCAAAAUACGCUGUUGGAUUCUGAA